Adineta ricciae is the source of this 816-nucleotide messenger RNA. The record is from the annotation of a GenBank genome assembly. Lineage: Eukaryota; Metazoa; Rotifera; Eurotatoria; Adinetida; Adinetidae.
AUGUCUUCGAAAACCCAGCUUGAUUCAUUUGUUCUUAGUGCUCUAACAUGUCCUAUCACCUUGGAGUUAUUUACUGAUCCGGUGGUUGCAGAUGAUGGUCAUACAUACGAAAGGUCGGCUAUAGUCGAAUGGAUAAAAAACCAUCAUGAAACGAGCCCAAUGACACGACAGACCAUAAAAUUGAAAAAUCUAAAGCCCAAUAAUGUCGUCAAACAAUUAGCUGAUCAAUACCGUUCGUCAUCUACAUCAAAUGUGAGUACAGAUUUAGUUAUUUUCUACGGUGGUGGUACAUUACUGAACAAACAACAGCGACUUCUGAUAAACGAUCUCUUCUACAAACCAAAAAAAUGGUUAUUAAUUUAUAAAGCAACUCGAGAUGGCUUCGGUUCAGGUGAUUUCCACAACCAUUGUAAUAGUCGAGGUGCUACACUCACAUUGAUUCAAACGCGCUCUCGUUUUUCAAGGAAAAAGCAUCCAACAAUCUUUGGUGGUUAUACUACGAUUCCGUGGUCGUCUCGGUAUGCAUUCUAUACCGAUCCACAAGCAUUUCUAUUCCUUCUAAAUCGAAAUGAAUUGACUCGAUUCAGUUUGGGCUCACAAGAAGAAGUCGCUGUGUCACAUAAUAUUUCUGCAGGACCGAUUUUUGGUUUUGACGAUAUUCAUAUAUGUCAUCGAGCUAAUGAAAAUAGCUUCAGCUACUCGAAAUUUCCCAAUUCCUAUGCAGAUUCCAAGAAAGAUGGUCUCGGCAGAAAAACAUUUUCCAAAACGAAAUUUUUCUCAGUUGCUGAAAUCGAAGUUUACAAGGUCGUCACAUAG